UUGGGUUUAGCUUCUACCUGGGUGCGAAGUGACGGUUUUUCAAUUUCAGCUGGUUUGAAGAGAUCUGAACUUAUUAGACGGUUCAAUGCCAACAUACCAUAUACGGGCCUAACGUAUUCUGUGUCUCAAGAAGGAUUCUUCACCGAAAAUAAGGGAAAGGUGAUCGUCGGUGCAUUGGAAGCUGUUCUGGGAGAAUCCUACGACAAGGAUGACCCCAAUUACGUGUAUAAAUGUGAAGCACAAUUGCAAUGUUUGCGACGAUUAUUUGCAUCAAAGAGCGGCUUUCAGGCAUUCACAGAGGUUCCAGGGGUUCGUGAGAAGCUGGGCACUCUGGUGAUCCGUGUACUUUCGUACAAAAACGAGGCUAUUGAUUAUGCAACUGUGGAAGCGCUGUGUGCUUUGAUGCAUCCUAUGCAUAAUCAGUAUGAAUUGCGCACGGAACAGCUGAAUAAGCACAGCUUACUCAGCAGUACAAAAUUCGUGGAACACCUACUUGAUCUCAUUGUCAAUCACGUUGAGCGCGGCACAGGAUGGCUUGUGAUAGCUGCAAUGCUCGAUUUCCUGACGUAUGCCGUAUGUGCACCCUACAGCGAGACAACAGCUGGUGAACAGUUCGAUCAAAUACUGAAGUUGGUAGCCGCUCGAGGUCAAAGUUUCUAUCGCCUUUUCCAGUGUCCUAGCAUGACGAUUGUUAAA
Messenger RNA from Cooperia oncophora, 696 nucleotides. NCBI's taxonomy places the organism in Eukaryota, Metazoa, Nematoda, Chromadorea, Rhabditida, Trichostrongylidae. The record is from the annotation of a GenBank genome assembly.